Molecule: messenger RNA, 1017 nt
Organism: Durusdinium trenchii
Lineage: Eukaryota; Dinophyceae; Suessiales; Symbiodiniaceae
Source: the annotation of a GenBank genome assembly
AUGGAUCUCAGUGACCUCAUGCUUGCUCACAGAUUCGUGUUGAGUGCGCCGGCCUUCGUUUGCAGUGCGGCGGUGUUCAAGAGCCGUGGCCUUGCGCUCAAGGGCCUGAGCCGUGGGCCGGCCGUCGGCGAAAAAGCGAGGGUCUGCAAGGCCGGGCUGGGCAGUGGCUACGAAUUUAAUGUUUUUCUCUUCCUCUCUUCCAAGCUGAAGUUCUGCUUCAGUUCUGCGAUCGGACCACGCUUUGCCUCGCCAGAUGAACCCCUUGCAACCAGUCAUCCCAUCUUUGUCCACGCCGUGCGCGCUUUCGCGGCGCCCAUCCCCACAACACGGCGACCAACGGGCGAGGAGCCUUGGUCCGGAUCUCUUCUUCAGAUCCGGAUCGGCCGGAUUGCGUGGGCGCGGCCGGGCGCGGCCUUUCUUCUCGAGGAUUGGUCCGACGAGUUCGUCGGCCUGGAGAUUCCGGACCGACGCAUCGUCCAGGCCGGUCCUGCGUCGGUGCCUGGGCACGGGCGGGAUUUCCGGUGCCAGGCUUGCGGGGGUGUGAAGCAUGGGAAGUUUCAAGAACCCAGAAUUGAAGUGCUGAGGGGGGUCUACCGCUGCGAGCGGCAUCCAGCCUAUUUAGGCGCCAUGCUUUGGGGCCUGGGAAUCCAGAUCGCCUUGUGCAACCCGGUGAUGUUGGUGCUCGUGAGCUUUGUUCUUUGGGCCUCCCUGCUCCACAUCUCCUUGGAGGAGGAGCGUGAGCUCUAUGAUGAGUUCAAGGGUGGUUAUGCCAACUAUGCGGCUUUGACGAGCUGUUGGAUCCCGCUCUUCAACUCGUUCUUAGAAGACUCUGCCUUCCAACGGGAGAUGCAGGACAACUGUGAAGAAGAGAAUGAGAACUUGCAGGAGGAAACGGAGGAGGAAGAGAUGGAAGAUGACUUGCACAGCGAGGACGACUUGCUGCCGACCUGGGAGGGCGUGCCGAAAGGUGGCUCUCUUUGGAACCGGCAGUUCCGGGAGCCCUGGAUGCUAGGCUGA